This is a messenger RNA of Daldinia childiae, 1398 nucleotides long. RefSeq lists its product as uncharacterized. Gene Ontology annotation, cellular component: plasma membrane. The record is from RefSeq and is a predicted model, not a curated record. Gene Ontology annotation, biological process: transmembrane transport. The transcript has 4 exons. NCBI's taxonomy places the organism in Eukaryota, Fungi, Ascomycota, Sordariomycetes, Xylariales, Hypoxylaceae. Bases 1 to 1398 code for a protein of 465 amino acids. Gene Ontology annotation, molecular function: transmembrane transporter activity.
AUGGGCACUUUAGACCGAGACGCAACCGAGUCUACCUCGACGUUACCCGAUGACCCCGACACCCUGUCGGAGGCCGAAGCGUCAAAGUUGAUGCGCAAGAUCGACCUCCACGUGCUCCCCAUGCUCUUCCUGAUCUAUGUUGCAGCCUUUCUUGAUAGGGCGAACAUAUCAAAUGCUCUCACUAUGAGAUUACCAGAGGAGUUGGGAUUGACUGGUCAACAACCUAACAUUGCGCUGGCCGUAUUCUUCGUUCCUUAUAUUGUUUUUGAAAUACCUUCAAAUAUUUUAAUGAAACGAUUUAGCCCUCAUGUGUGGUUAUCUCUAUGCAUCUUCUGUUUCGGCGUUAUCAUGCUGGGCCAGGGCUUCAUUCGGAAUUACAGCGGCCUUCUCGCAACGCGCUUCUUACUUGGACUCUUUGAAGCUGGCAUCUUCCCGGGGAGUUUCUACUUAAUCAGUUUCUGGUAUAAGCGACAAGAGUCGCAGAAACGGUUCACCGUUUAUUUUUGCUCCGUUAUUCUAGCUUCUGCGUUCGGUGGUCUCUUGGCCUCUGCGAUCGCAGAAAUGGAUGGGAUACGAGGCAUAAGUAACUGGAGGUGGAUUUUUAUAUUAGAAGGCAUCCUAACUAUUCUAGUCGCUAUCGCAGGGUAUUUCUUCGUCAGUGAUUUUCCUGACGAGGCGAAGUGGUUAUCUGAAAGAGAGAAACAAUUCGUUCUAAGAAAAACUCGGACAGAAGAAACUACUUCAGAACAGAAGAUCACUAGGAAAGAUAUUAUUGAGUUCUUCAAGGAUCCUAAGAAUUACCUCGGCGCGAUAAUGUACUUCUGUGUUGUCGUUCCGGUUUAUGCAUUCGCCUAUUUCACGCCAACAAUCGUUAAGACGCUCGGAUACUCAGUAGUCCAAACACAACUGCAUUCAAUCCCUCCAUUUGCAGCUGCGCUUGGAUUGUGUCUCGUAUUAACAUAUCUGUCAGAUCGAACAGAUAGUCGUCUUCCAUUCAUCAUGUUUCCAAUUGCUGUUCUUAUCGCAGGACUUGCGAUUUUGAUGACGACACAUUCUAACUUCUCAGUACAAUAUGCAGGACUUUGCUUAGUCUGUAUGGGUGCCUUCAGUGCGGGUCCCGUAGUGAUUUGCUGGUAUCUUAUGAAUCUUCAAGGACAUAAGCAACGAAGCAUUGGUUCAGCAUGGAUGAUCAGCUUUGGUAAUACGGGUGGAAUACUGGCCCCCUUCGCAUUUUUACCAAAGGACGCGCCAUAUUAUCAUCCCGGUUACUCGGCGUGUAUGGCGGUCGCGGCUGUGGGGGUUGCCGCAAAUCUGUGCUAUGCACUCCUUAUACUGAGGGAGAGGCGCAGGGUACAACAUGAUGGCGGAACCGAGAAGACACAUGAUCUAUCAUUGUAG